Messenger RNA from Metarhizium robertsii ARSEF 23, 1686 nucleotides. RefSeq lists its product as uncharacterized. The coding region runs from base 1 to 1686 and encodes 561 amino acids. The record is from RefSeq and is a predicted model, not a curated record. NCBI's taxonomy places the organism in Eukaryota, Fungi, Ascomycota, Sordariomycetes, Hypocreales, Clavicipitaceae. The transcript has a single exon.
AUGAGGUACUCCCUCGCCAUUAGUCUGGCCAGUGCCGCCGUGUCUCUCGCCGGACCUCUUCAGACCAGGCAGGACAAAAAGCCAUUCAUCGAGCCGAGUUACGAAUGCGGACAUGCCAACGGGCCCAGCGGACGCGAGGACUCGGAAGCCUGCUCAGGAACUCUGCUCUACUGCUUUAAAAAAAACUAUAAAAGCUUUGGGGAGCACUACAACAGCUCUAAGGCUUGCCUUAAUACGCGAGAACCACCUCCUUUUAAAGAGCUUAACGUGAAAGACGAAAUUUGCGACGAAAUUACUAUCAAAUGGGGUUCAACCAGAGCAUUAAAGGAGGAUUGUCUUGGUACGUCUAUUUUUUGCAACCAGAGGUGGUACGAGAAAACCGGCGAGAAAAACGGCGAGAUGUACGACAACCCUAAGCAGUGCAUCGAGGCUCGACGGCCGGCAAAGCCCAAGCCCAGCCCCGAGCAACCUACCGAGGCAGAGCUACCUACCGAGGCAGAGCUCUGUCCACAAUUUAAUAACAACAGGACUGCUUGUAUUACUACAAAAACCAUGUGCUUAGGCCAGUACAAUACUAAGGCGGAGAGAAUUAGGUGUAUAUACGCCGCCGCCGCCGCCGCCAGGGCCGCUGAGAGACCUACCCAGGCAGAGCUCUGCCCACAGUUUACUGGUGAAGCGUGGUUCACUUGUGGUUGGGUAAUAGGAAUCUGUGUGCGCCGCCACCAGACCAAGGCGGAGAGAAUUGAGUGUGUGCACGCUAAGAUGCCUACCGAGGCAGAGCUUUGCGCACCGUUUCAUGGCAACAGCACUGCUUGUAUGGCUGCAACAGCCGCGUGUUAUAAGCAGAAAGGGCCCAAUUCCAAGAAGGCGAGAAUUGAGUGUGUGCACGCCGCCGCCGCUGCCGCCGCGAGACCUACCGAGGAAGAGCUCUGCCCACCGUUUAAUGGCAACAGGACUGCUUGUAUUGAUGCAACAAGGGAGUGUUUGGGCCAGCACAAGGGCAGGAGGCAGGCGAUAAUUAAGUGUGCACACAAUAUCGCCGAGAUACGUGCCGAGGAAGAGCUCUGCCAACCGUUUAAUGGCGACAAGGACGCUUGUUCUGCUGCAAAAUAUGUGUGUAAAAAGUAUGAUGGCCUGCGACGUAAGGAGCAGGUACUUAAGUGUGUGCACGACCACGCCGCCGCCGCCGCCGGCCCUGAGCUACCUACCGAGGCAGAGCUCUGCCCACCGUUUAAUGGCAACAGAGAGGCUUGUUUUGUAUUGAGAACCUUGUGUAUGCGCGAGGAUAAUGCCAAGAAGGCGAUAAUCAAGUGUGUGCACGACGUCGCCGCCAAUCAUGGACUUACCAAGGCAAAGCAACCUACCAAGGCAGGGCUGCCUGCUAAGGCAAAGCAACCUACCGAGGCAGAGCAACCUAAGGCAGAGCAACCUACCAAGGCAAAGCUGCCUGCUAAGGCAAAGCAACCUACCGAGGCAGAGCAACCUAAGGCAGAGCAACCUACCAAGGCAAAGCUGCCUGCUAAGGCAAAGCAACCUACCGAGGCAGAGCAACCUAAGGCAGAGCAACCUACCAAGGCAAAGCUGCCUGCUAAGGCAAAGCAACCGCGCAAGAGCUCCCUACCGAGGCAGAGCUCUGCCCACCAUUCGAUAAAUUUGGCGGCACGGAGGCUUGUCAGGCUGCAAUAG